CGGUCACGAGCAUUAAUAUUUUCAGUCUUCGUCAUGUUUGCAAGUGAGCCGGUGAUAAAAAGUAGCAAUACCUUGUUAAAUACUAGACUUUUGUUAUUCACUGUAUCAUGGGUAAAUUUGAUUAUAAAUGCAAUAAAUAUGUUACCAAGAGACUUGUCAAUAGAUGACGACCCUAACGUAAAAAUAUUUGAACAACUUAAGUGGAGAUUUAUCACCACCUGGUUCAAUCUAAUAAACCUCGCGUAUUAUCCUCUGUGCUUGUACUGUGAUUGGAAAGAGAAGAGAGGAGAAGAUAAUGAGAGGAAUGUCUCCAAGUUGCGGAGAAUUCGAGACGUGCUCUUUACUAGCAUUAUGUUCCCUACGAUUAUGUGGGCAGAUUAUACAUUCUGGAGGCUAUACAACAGGGAUAGGACACUGAUAACCCCAGAUGGUGUGUUCAAGUAUUUGUCUUCCUGGGAGCAACACUCACUCCACACGUUGUCCAUGGUCACUUUGGUAUUUGACUUGGUCCUAGUGCCCAGGAGAAGACCUGAAAGUUUGAAGCGAAGACUGGUGUUGAUGACGGCGUUUUUCGUAAUUUAUUGUUCUGCGAUUUUGGAACGAUAUCUUCAAGGAGAGCUGGUCUACGUGGUACUUGGUAGUCUUGCGACGGCAGAAAUACUCCUGUUGGUAGUCAUGUUUUACUUAGAGUAUUUAUUCUUCUUUACUUCUAUGUGGUUGGCGAUAGACUGUAUUCAUGGAAGAAACACUAAGAAUAUACAUCAGGGUAAAGAUAAAUAAGUUAUUGCAAAAUAUUAAGUAUUUCAAAUAAGGAAAAUAUUCAUAUAUUUUAUUUCAUUGUAAAUAUUAAUAUAACAAUACGUCACAAAAACAAACUUAAAAACUAGUCAUUAAAUAACCCGCCACUCACUGUUCCCGGAGCAAAGGUGCCCACAACACUAGCCGCAUUACCGCCUUUGGACCAGGAACGAGCCGGAGCGGGAGUCACCUGUUUUCUCCCUGAGCCUGAGACCCAAUUCUGACACAAAGAUUUAAAAAUAUAAUUAAAAAUAAGCGUGUAGGUUAUAACACGUAAAACAUAGGAGAUAGAAAAACACCUCCGCCAACCCGGAAGCAGCGCCUACGAAUAAAUAGCCAUACCCCCUCCGGAUGUAUGGGGGGAGGCCUGUGACCGGCAGUAGAACGUAUAUUCACGGCUGUUUUUGUUAUGCACGGAAUAGAAGAAAGAGAAUGAAAACAGCCUAACGCGCAUUUUGUGUGAUAACUGCUGUCGCCGGUUCAACCCUGCUAUCUUUUACUACUCCUUCUCAGAAUAAAUAGCCACUUUACUGGCAAUGUUUAUUUUAUGUGAUAGGCUGCAAUUUUUUCUUGAUAAAUAACUGAUCAUAUUAAGGUUUCAAAAAUUGUGGGAUGGGACAUGAUGGAAACGAUUAUAUUUCUUCAAUCCUUGUUUAUUAAAAACGUUUUAUGAA
This is a messenger RNA of Pectinophora gossypiella (pink bollworm), 1472 nucleotides long. Its product is annotated as androgen-dependent TFPI-regulating protein-like. The transcript is spliced from 5 exons. Lineage: Eukaryota; Metazoa; Arthropoda; Insecta; Lepidoptera; Gelechiidae. Gene Ontology annotation, cellular component: membrane; endomembrane system. The coding region runs from base 34 to 780 and encodes 248 amino acids. The record is from RefSeq and is a predicted model, not a curated record.